Molecule: messenger RNA, 1368 nt
Organism: Colletotrichum higginsianum IMI 349063
Lineage: Eukaryota; Fungi; Ascomycota; Sordariomycetes; Glomerellales; Glomerellaceae
Product: F-box domain protein
Exons: 1
Coding region: 1-1368 (455 amino acids)
Molecular function (GO): protein binding
Source: RefSeq, a predicted model, not a curated record
AUGGCAAAAAUCACCCAGCUCCCCACCGAGCUUCUGCAGAUGAUCUUUUCGGAAUUCUUAAACAUUCUCACGCCCACCGCUUACAAAGUCUUACCGCUAUUCAAGGUGAGUGCGGAAGACCUGGCUACACUACAGGCUGUUUCUCGCACUUGUCGAGCACUCCACCGCGCCGUCGAACCCCUCGUCUGGAGACACAUCUGCAUUGAGGCGCAUGACAUCAAUCGCCCAUUCACCGGUCCUAGCGUUUCUCAACUCGUAGCUCUCAUCCGUCUCUGGCACGCCCGCCCCGAUCUUGCCGCGCAUGUCCAUACCAUCUUCGUCUCUUGGACAGCGCUGUAUCUCGGCCAGCAGCUCAUUCAAGACGAGGACUUUGAGUUCCUCUCGGGCCUGAUCCGGGACCUCGGCCUCCGGUUACCAGAUGGCUGGCAUGAGGCUGGAAAAAGCACUGGGAUUCUGGCUGGAAUCGCGGUCCUCCUGGCCCGGAACGUGAGAGUGCUUGACCUGCAUGCCCACUCCACGUACUUCUUCGACUGCAUCCCUGCACCAGACGAGACACCCGUCUGCUUUGAAUCCCUAACCUAUGUUCGGCUUAAUGCGUCGUCGCCGAGGAACCCGUCAUCGAUCGACAUAUGCCCUUUACUGAGGCUGGCCCCGAACCUUACCAAGCUUGAAGCUUGGCCGGGGCUUUUCGACCCCAAAGACCUGGACUGGAGCGGAAUUACCACGCUCAUGCUUGAAGGAGCCGAAACGAGUGCAGCUCAGGUUGCCGGAGUCAUCAAGUCCUGCAGCAAACUGAGGGAUUUCAGCUUCUUUACGAAGCACGACCCCUCACCAAGCGAGAUUAUGGCGGCACUUUCGACGCAUACAAGCACUCUUCGAAGGCUCAAUCUCUAUUUCAUCAGCCUGUACUCGGAUGCCAAGGUCGCCAUUGGCUCAUUGGCCGCCUUCACUGGUCUCGAAGAGCUCUCAAUCCCCGCAGACAACAUCGGAACUGGAGCUGGAUGCGCUCUCCGAACACUCCCCCAGAGCCUGAGGCUCCUCAACAUCGAGGGCCACCUUCACGAGCACCGAGAAGACAUCGAGUGGCUGGCCGGCCACAUCCGGGCCGGAAACCUUUCCAACCUCGGAGAAGUCCGGCUACCUGUUUGGGAGUGUGAUGGCGACCACGCCGGGCCAUGCCGUGGCACCUACGUGGACGAGAAUAAUGGAUAUGAGAGCGGCAUCGAUGAGCAUGGCUCAGACUGGGAAUAUGAGGAUGGCGACGAAGAUGAAGCCUGCGACGGCGGCAAAACAGUCCACGAACUCCGGGCCCUCUUUCGUGACGCGGGCGUCUCCUGUAAUAUUGGUCCGCACUUGAAAUGGUCUUGA